GUGUUGUUCAGCUACCUUGAUACUGCGACACAGAUUUCAGAUUGGCUUCAUUUCUUACUUCCUCACACUUCGAAUCGACGCCUUCCCGCCGUUAAUUCCAAUAAUCUUCGAUACGAUACGGUGUACGAGGAGGGUGAACAAUGUCAGAGGGUGUAAAGAAACAGGACUUUGUUGAAGAUCCUCACAAGAAUCAAGUUACUUCUGUAGAAAAUCCUGCGGAUAAUCUCCAACAUCCAGAUUCAGAUAACAAUACAAAUGGUGAAAAUCCCAUGCCCUCGCCACAACAGGAGGAAGAAGUUAUCAAGAAAAAGUAUGGAGGCCUAAUACCAAAGAAGCCCCCACUAAUAUCCAAGGAUCAUGAACGCGCUUAUUUUGAUUCUGCUGAUUGGGCAUUGGGGAAGCAAGGAGCACAAAAGCCCAAAGGACCACUGGAAGCACUUCGCCCAAAGUUGCAGCCAACAACGCAGCAGACACGUUCAAGGCGCUCAGCUUAUGCUCCAGCAGAUGAAGGUGAAGCAGACGGCUCCAGCAACAAUUCCUCGCUAGAGCAUCAAAGUGCCACCGAAGAUGUUGACAGCGAUAACACUAAUACUUCUCAGGACCAAUGCCAUUAAUAGCUACUGGUUUUUGUGCUAUCAAUUGCAUUUUGACACAGCAAUGCUCCCUUUUUCCCCCUUCUUUUCCAUCUGAAUUUAGAUCAAGAUGAUCAUGCAUACUGAGUUGCUUGUGCUAAUAACAAGGUGAGAAUUUAUGAAGCAGGUGCACUUGUAACCUUUGUAUUAGAUACUAUGUACUCUCGGUAUGUAUGACAUUUCCUGAAUGUGCUUGGAUUGCACCAUGAGAGAUCUUAUACUUUACAUUCAUUUGUCAAGCAGCAUAUGUGCCAGUUGUAACAUUUGAAGUCUCAUCGAGCAUAACCAUCUAUAAUAAAAUUAACUG
Arachis duranensis is the source of this 939-nucleotide messenger RNA. RefSeq lists its product as uncharacterized. Bases 141 to 614 code for a protein of 157 amino acids. The record is from RefSeq and is a predicted model, not a curated record. Gene Ontology annotation, cellular component: cytoplasm. NCBI's taxonomy places the organism in Eukaryota, Viridiplantae, Streptophyta, Magnoliopsida, Fabales, Fabaceae. Gene Ontology annotation, molecular function: protein phosphatase inhibitor activity. The transcript is spliced from 7 exons.